Trichoderma citrinoviride is the source of this 345-nucleotide messenger RNA. RefSeq lists its product as hypothetical. The record is from RefSeq and is a predicted model, not a curated record. The coding region runs from base 1 to 345 and encodes 114 amino acids. The transcript is spliced from 3 exons. Lineage: Eukaryota; Fungi; Ascomycota; Sordariomycetes; Hypocreales; Hypocreaceae.
AUGGCUAUCGUGCUUCUGCAGUGCGGUGGAGUCGUCAACACGGCGAUUCUGUCGCUAGUCCCUGCCGCUGAGGCUUGGCUCUCGAUGGCUAUCAAAUCGCGCCUUGCCGCGGCGUGGCCUUACAUGUACAAGCUCAGCAUCAGCCGCCACGUAGCUACCCAUCACGAGGCAGAGCUUGUAUCAAGCAGGCGGCAGCUAGCUUCGGGCGUCAACAUCGACAAGCUCCCCCCAUCUCCAAGGGAAAAACGAGCUCUCGAUACCGAACCGAAGCACCCAUGUGUGUUCCAGUCCCAAACCAGGGGUCCCAUGAGAAGCCCUCCUCUAGCUCAAUGCCUAGCCCGAUAG